Molecule: messenger RNA, 2424 nt
Organism: Vidua chalybeata
Lineage: Eukaryota; Metazoa; Chordata; Aves; Passeriformes; Viduidae
Product: serine/threonine-protein kinase PAK 3-like
Exons: 7
Coding region: 1494-2258 (254 amino acids)
Biological process (GO): regulation of MAPK cascade; intracellular signal transduction; regulation of actin cytoskeleton organization
Cellular component (GO): cytoplasm
Molecular function (GO): ATP binding; protein serine/threonine kinase activity
Source: RefSeq, a predicted model, not a curated record
AGGCCCAGGUGUUGUGCUGGUGCAGGAUCAAGUGAGAAGUCAGGAGAGCUCCAGACACUGGGGUACCAUCCUGCUGUCUCUCAGUCCUGAUCAGAAUUGAUAACUGUGCUCAGAAGGCACCAUCAAAGCCCUCAAGGCUGGAAGUGCCCUGCCUGCAGCAAGGAGCAGGACCUGGAAGAUCUUCUAUCCCUGGUAUUGGAUUGCCUAAAAGAGCAACUCACCAUCUGGUGACUGUGAGAUACCCGUUCUCAAGAAGAUUUCUUUCAAAUAUUUUGUUUUAAAAAAUAUCCUCCUGUAAGGAUUAACAACCUAAUGGUUUAGAAACAGAAACCAGAGAUGAACUAAUAAGUGCUCUAUUCUAGCAUGCAUAGUAGAGCACUUACAUUCAGUAACAGACACAGAGCUGAUGCACUCUGGGGGAAAAUGCAUCACCUGCCUGAUGGCAGGGCCCCUGUGGAUCCUGCAGGUCUUAGGCAGGAAAUGGAAAAGAAUGAAAUGCAUUCAUUUCCUGUUCUUUAGACACCCAUUGCUCACCCUAGGCUUUGAACUAAAGCAGUUCAGCGUGGACAUUUGGGAUUUGCUCCAGCCCAAUUCCUUUGUGUUGGGUCUCAGUUUUCUCUUGCACACCUUGCAUGGCAGAGGGCUGGUGGCUGCUGCGCUGUUGUUGGAAGGGUCGAUGCACCCAGGUGUUUGUGAACGCUGCAGGCAGCAGAGAUCUCCUGUCUGGGCUGGCUUUCACUGCCAGGGCCUAAAGCGCUGCCUCUUUCUUCUCUGCUGUUUUGUCUCCAGGGCUUUCGGAACCGUUUCUAAAGGACUCAACAGGGCCACAGGAGGAGAGGUCGGUGUCAACGCGCCCAGCACGUCUGGCAGCUCUCCAGGGCUUUCCCCUCUGCUGGGAGCUGUGGCUGCAGCUUUGGGGGCCAGCAGAGCUUCUCUGCACAGGCUGCUCCUCUGAAGGCAGAGCAGUGUCAGCCUGCAGAGCACAGCUGGGACAGACUUGGUCCUUCUGAAGUGCCCAAAGGAAUGCAAGGAGGGCAGCGGUGUCUGUCAGAGCAGGACACGCUGGCUUGGUCUUCAUGUGUGAAUGCAUCAGGUGCUGGAGACUGAGGCCCAAUUUAUCUUCACCCCAGCCUCAGACAGGAACACUAUUUAGCAGAACCAGAAUUACCUCCUGCUUGCAAAAUGUGUUUGAAUAAUAAUAAGAGUAUUGAGGCCAUUUGAGAAGACUGUAGGUGAAGAGAAUGUUGUUAGAGCUUGGAGGCUGACAGCUGAGGGGCCAUUUCUGCAGAGCUUGCAAGGCCAAAUGUCUCUGGCCAUGUGUCCUGUCAGCAGCCCCCAGCUAGCAGAGCAAUGGGCUGUGGGAAUGGCACUUGCUGAGCUCUGGUGUCCCAUCCCAAGGCAGUUCGGCACAGCCCGGCUCCGUCGCUCCAAAAAGACUCGCUCCGUGUUUGCUGCAGCCUCCUGCCACAGACUCCUCCAGUUAAAGGUCUGCAAUGUCCCUUCAGGCGGCCAUAAAGAAAAUGAGUCUCAGAGGGCAGAACAGGGAACGAGCUGUGAAUGAGCUCCUGCUCCUGAAGGACAAGAAGAACCCCAACAUUGUCAACUCUUUGGACAGCUUCCUUGUUGAUGGAGAUCUCUGGCUGGUUAUGGAAUACAUGGAUGGAGGAACUUUGCAGGACGUUCUCAGACAGACACACAUGGCUGAAGGAGAGAUGGUAGCUGUCAAUCAGGAGUGUCUGCAGGGCCUGGAUUUCCUCCAUGGGAACCCGGUGAUCCACAGAGAUCUGAAGAGCUCCAACAUCCUUCUGGGAAUGGAUGGCUCUGUCAAGCUGGCUGAUUUUGGCCUCUACGCUCAGCUCAGCCCUGAGCAGGACCAGCGCAGGUCCAUGGUGGGCACUGCUCACUGGAUGGCCCCAGAAGUUGUCACCAGUUCUCCUUAUGGCCCCAAGGUGGACAUCUGGUCCUUUGGCAUUGUGACCAUCGAGAUGGUGGAAGGAGAACCUCCUUACUUCAAGGAAACGAGGGCCAUGGCCCGUGCUCUGAUCCAGCAGAACGGGACCCCGCAGCUGCAGGAGCCCAGGCGCCUGUUGGCUCUGCUGUGGGACUUCCUCGAGUGCAGUCUGGAGCCGGACGAGGAGCGGCGCUGGUCUGCCCAGGAGCUGCUGCAGCACCCAUUUUUAUCAUCAGCCAAGCCUCUCUCCAGCCUGACCCCUCUGAUCACCGCAGCAAAGCAACUGAGGGAGCAGCGGAGGAGAUGAAGCAGUGGAGGACAGCUUUUAGUUACAGGAAUUAGUUAGGACAACUAGUUAGUUAUGGUAGUGCUAGUUAUGGUUAUGGUAGUUAGGACAGCCUGUUUGUUAUGGCUCUUAUGACAGCCUGUUUGGUAUGGCAGUUUUUUUGAAUAAAAACUCUCUUAAAACUCAA